Hyalella azteca is the source of this 2243-nucleotide messenger RNA. RefSeq lists its product as uncharacterized. Lineage: Eukaryota; Metazoa; Arthropoda; Malacostraca; Amphipoda; Hyalellidae. Gene Ontology annotation, molecular function: zinc ion binding. The coding region runs from base 699 to 2243 and encodes 514 amino acids. The record is from RefSeq and is a predicted model, not a curated record. The transcript is spliced from 7 exons.
CAUGACGAUUUCUAAAAUCAGUGCUUCAGCUCCCCAUACAACCAUUUUGUUACGCAUUAUCAAUGAUUACUCCUAACUUAAUAAUUCCGAUCUAAAUUUUGAAGAAUGAAAGAUUAGUGUUAUUGUAGAUGAACGGGGGAUUAGAAAUUUGGCUUGGAUACACGUGCAACUUUCAAUAGUUUAUAUAAGAUUUACAUGCUUGAAGCACCAGGUUUCGAUGUUGACGUGUAAGUUUCAAACAAAGUACGAGUAUAUUUAAGCGUCUUCGUCUCUCCUCUGGUUUAGGAUUAUGGAAGGCUACAAUAGACUUUGUUAGCGCAGUAGAGUGGAAGUUAAUUCGAGUAAAAUAACGAGUUGCCUUUUCUUGAAGGAAAGAAGUGAUGUCGACCAAACAAUCGUAUUAGAUCAACAGAUGCUGGAUCACUAUCACUCAGAAGGCUUGCGUGAAAUGUACUUAUAUUUUUGUUGGAAAUCGCUCAACAAUAGUUACAUGAAGCCUUUAAACUUUUUACAAGAGGGCUAGUGCGAUGAUAGAGUGCGACGUUUGUAACGAGAAAUUCGACUCGGGUAACCACUAGCCGCUUGGCCAGCCUUGCGGCCACACGUUCUGAUUCUCUCGCAUUACCAAUUUACUAAAACUACCUGGAACCUAAAAUUGCACAAAACGUAGGAAACAAUUUUCCCAACGAAUUGAUCAAAUGAGUCUCCAAUCAUAUUUGCGAGAUAAAGGAGAAAUUGGUCGAAAGUCGGUCAAAAACGCAUUGGUUCCUUCAGAAAACACAGCUCGCCCACAUCCCCCGAGCUCGCUGUCAAAGAAACCGUGCCUCCAUCAAGGGAAGGCGCAGGAUUACCUGUGCGUGGACUGCUUGGAACUCGUGUGCUUCAAGUGUACCAGGAACACGCAUAAAAAUCACACAAUUGAGUUAUUAGACGACCUACUUCAAGAGGAUGAAUCUGUUAUGAACUCGUGGACGAAAAUACGGACAACAAUAUACGACAAACUCGGGCGCUUGAAUAACUUAGUCUCCUUAUCAGAUGAUAUACUGAGUUUGAUUGAUGAAAUCAUCAACCUGAAGACUGAAUUUCAAGCUUGGAAGGAUUCGCUGGUGGCCCAAAAAGUGUCUACAGAGCAAGACCUCCAGGCUUGGCAUGCCCCGGCCACCGGUGUGAUUGAGGGGAAGCGACAAGAAUGCAAGGAAAUGCUUUGUCGUCUAAAAUUGAAACCUCAAGAAAAUAUGGAGAUACCAGAGAUCAAAGCGAGGUUGUCUGCAGCUUUGAAGAAAUGUGAUUCAUUACAGAUUCAAGGGCCUGCUGUUACGGCGACGGCGCGGCAGUGCGCCGGCGCUGGCGCGGCCGUGCUGCGAGUGCAAAACGACCUUCAGGCGACGCCACCGCAAGGCGCAACUACGGGAGCGACUCCUCGAACAUUCCAGGCUCCUGGGCUGACAUCUGAGCUUCCACCAUAUGACGACAGUGUGCCUUGGACAGUCACCAGCCGUGCUGAAGAAGAGCGAGCUGUCGCCAGGCUGCGCAACAACAUCAAGCCCAGUCGCCUCGUGGUGCUGUCCACUAACACCCGCCCCAUCCCGAGGCUGGGGGAGCUGCUGUCCCGCCUUGCCGCCCACCACACCGGCGACAUCAGCCUGCUGCCUCUGGACCACUUCUGGAGGCCGGCAGGACAGGCGGAUGGAGGCAUGGCAGCCAUCAUAAACAAUUUAAGUGGCCGCCUAGAUACCAUGUACGUCUCUAAUGGUCAAGUUGGGUCCUACUUAUCCAAACGAUUUGACGACAGUAUGCAGAGGGGUAGAUUGUAUGGGGUAAAUAGAGAGGACUGGCCUUGCAAGAUCGGUGUACGUUUUGACAGCGACAACGACGUCUGGACUUGUGAAAUUUUACCAUAUCAAAUUGACGAUGUUUGCUGUGUACGAGGAACGCCUCUCCAAGUCUGCUCAGAUUUAUGGGAUUUCGAUUAUACUGUCAACCGCUGGCACUUCCCAGACCUCUGCGACGAGGACUUGGACUGGAUGAUCGGUAUUCUGCAGCUAUUCAGGGAUUCUCGCCUGCGUGUGGUCUUACCGAGAAAUGACCUCACCGCUACGGGCGCUCGUCGGCUGUUCGAGGAGCUCCCCCAAAUCCGGGAGGUAUACCACGACCCUGGCGCGGCGCACCUGACGUCAGCUGGCAGUGCACCUGAUCGCACCUUUUUCGAAUUGUCAACGAACAACAUCAUUAAAUGGAUGUAA